AUGGACUAUAUGGGAAUAUUGGGCGAAACAAUGGACCUUAUUGCCAAGGAGAAGGCCGGUAUAUUGAAGCCAAAGGGUAAAACAGUUUUUGCACCCCCAAAUUUCGGCGAAAUACCAAAUGACCAGGAAGGCUCGCGUUUCGCCAGUGUUAGGCGGGAGCUACUAGUUGAUGGUGUUCAUAACAUACCAGCUGCAUCUGCUCUUCGAUCUUUUAUUGAUAAUGAGUUUGACAAGAUUAAGCCGAUUCACUGGUUAAAGACGGUAGGGAUAUCCUGCAAUGCUUAG
Paraglomus brasilianum is the source of this 285-nucleotide messenger RNA. The record is from the annotation of a GenBank genome assembly. Lineage: Eukaryota; Fungi; Glomeromycota; Glomeromycetes; Paraglomerales; Paraglomeraceae.